UUUUUUUUUUUAAUGUUUUCGAACAUACUAGUCAAAACUGGGGUACCUGGCUGGUUCAGUCGUGGAGCGUGCGACUCUCCAUCUCGGGGUUGUGAGUUCAAGCCCCACGUUGGAUGUGGAGCCUACUUAAGAUAUAUGCACAUCUGAGGAGAAGGUCUGUGGCUUUUAGGAGAUUCUCAAAGGGGUUUAUGAUCCAAGGAAGUUCAGAAUCAUGACCAAUUUUACAUCCUUUUGGACAUCCAUGCAUUGCAAUACUUAACAGCCAAUGCUAAUUGUGCACUCACUCUGUUGUGAGAAAUUUAAGCGUACUGCCUUCUCCCGACUCACUAAAAGCACUUCCUAAACCUAAACAGAGUUUGAGCUAUAUUCUAUUGUCUGUCUGAAUUGUAACUUGCUGAUUUGUUCAGUAUCAGACAUUUACACUGCUUCCAAAGCUGAAUACUGUAUUACUUAAAAAAAAAAGUUGCAUAGAUCAACACAGGGCUUUGGCUACUCAAGACAAAGAAAUGAAUGAUCUUAACCUUUCUGGAAGGGAAACUCAUUCUCAGCUACUCAAUCUGCACAGAGCUGGGCAGUUUCCAGUCCGUCGGCACAGCACCCAAGUUUGCCAAGUAUCGCAAGCGAGUUUGCACGGGCCCUUUGAGGGAACGUGUAAUGCCAGCGCCAGGAGGAUUUUCUUGUAAAAAGGCAAGAGGGAGGCAGGCAAUAAUGGAGAUGUGAUGUUACUCUUAAGGAGAGCAGAGCCGCCUGUGCACGUGCUAAGAGCUGAAAAAGAUGUUUCUGUCCCCGCGUGAAGCAGGAACACACACACAUCAUCUGACCUACUUAACCCAGGAGUCCGAACGGCUGGCGGGGUAGCGUUAUUACGGCUGGCCUGUCACCCUUACUGAUCUUACAUCUUGUGGUUGAGGGGCAGGGGCUUUUCACGGAGGCGUCUUACCCCAAGGCGAGCUUCCUCCUUGCAGAGAAAGGGCACUCUGUUCCCAGGAGGACCGGCAGGGCUGAUACCGUCUCCAAUCAGGUCAAGGAGUCCUCAAGUCAAUCAGAAAGGAAGACGUGAUCUCUCCUUGUACACGCCCUUGUCCGGCUGGCUGACAUUCUGCCUUUGCUACACCAAAUGCCUGUUCUUCUCGAAACGCCUUCUCGAGGUGCUAGCGAGGUAUGGCCCUGGGUCACCGGAAAUGAGCCGCUGCGUGCCGGCUCUCUGCAGGUCAGUGACCUGGCACCCCAGGGCCGGUGCUGCCGUAGCCGCCUCUGCUCUCAUGCCCGAGUACAUCACCCUCGCGUCCUGUCCCUGCUCCUCGGCAGGGUCACAGGGCAGAGGGAAGUGACGGCCCUGAAAGGCCGGGCCUUUCACGCCCGGGCAAGAAAGGCGGCUGUGGUGGCCGCUGCCUGCCUCACUGCAAGGCUGGCUCCCCGCUGGCGCUGGCGGGCCUUCCAUUUGUUCAAGGAGACCCCUUGGGCAUAAACUGCUAGUCUCGAAAGCUAAAGUGAUGUUCCCUUCAGGGGAGAUGCUCCGUUUAAGAGGGUCCUGGGGAUCAAGAAGUCUUCAGGAAACCAGGCUCCGGUGGAGGAGGGUCGUGUGACGGGCGGUGAGGGGCCGGCUGGGCUGGGGCUGGGCUGGGAGGGCAGCUGCCCGCUUCCCCGGCCGUGACCAGCUCAGCCACAGUGCUGGGCAGCCGGGGCUUCCCAUGCCUGUCUCCCCACCUCCUAAAUCUAGGCAGCUAAGGGCAAGAAAAGACAGAACGGACCGUCUACCCUGGUGGGAGAGGGUCAGCCCGCGAGCCCCUGCUGGUCUGCAGAAGUCUCCUCAAUGGUGGAGCCCCCGGGGAGGGGGGCUACUUGGCUUAGCUUCCGCAGUUAGCAGCUCAGGGCUCUCAUUCAACAGAAAAUGAGGCCCAGGAUGGGCGGACGAAGGCAGGCCUGACCAUGAGAGAGCAGUUCUUGGGGCGCCUGGGUGGCUCAGUCGGUUAAGCGUCCGACUUCGGCUCAGGUCACGAUCUCGCGGUUUGUGAGUUCAAGCCCCGCGUCGGGCUCUGUGCUGACAUCUCGGAGCCUGCAGCCUGCUUCAGAUCCUGUGUCUCCCUCUCUCUCUGCCCCUCCCCAGCUGGUGCGCGUGUGCUCUCUCUCAAAAAUAAAUAUUAAAUGAAAAUAGGUAAAAAAAAAAAAAAAAAAAAAGAAAGCAGUUCUACACUUCCAGGAGGGCAAUGCCCACACUCCACCACAUGGUGACCUUUGCCUUCAAGGCCAGCUGGCACAGGAUUUUAUGGACUGUGCAUGGGGGUCAGUUAUGUGUUGUCUGUGAGGCGGGUGACAGCCUUAGAAUCUUAGGGCCAAUUCAGGGUCCCUCAUCCCGCCCGGGCAAUCGCCCCUCAGCUCUGGCUGUCUCCAGGGUACUGGAAUGUGCUGCCGCUGACCAGAACUGAGGUGGGUGGGUUCAGGAGAUGACUACGCGCCCCCUAAAAGUGGGGCAACAGGACUGUGGGAGGACAGGAGAUGUCCCCCUCGGCCCUGACUGGAGUUCCUGUGUCUGCCUCCCAGGUGUUCAUCAGAACGCACGCCAUGGCUGAGUACGACUACGUGGACCCCGGCUUCUUCAACACCUCCAGCGACGGCAGCUGGGGGCACGAACGCUUCUUGGAGUUCCGCAAGGUCUUUCUGCCCUGCAUGUACCUGGGGGUGUUCAUCUGUGGCCUGGCGGGGAACGCGCUGGUGCUGGUCAUCUACGUCUUCUACCAGAAGCUGAAGAGCCUGACGGACGUGUUCCUGGUGAACCUGCCCUUGGCCGACCUGGUGUUCGUCUGCACCCUGCCCUUCUGGGCCUACGCGAGCAUCCACGAGUGGGUCUUCGGCGACGUCCUGUGCAAGACCCUGCUGGGCAUCUACACCUUGAACUUCUACACAUCCAUGCUCAUCCUCGCCUGCGUCACCAUUGACCGCUUCGUCGCGGUGGCUCGGGCCACCAAGGCCUACAACCAGCAGGCGAGGCGGAUGGCCUGGGGCAAGGCCAUCUGUCUGUUCAUCUGGGGGGCCUCCCUGCUGCUUUCGCUGCCGCAGAUAAUCUACGGCCACGUCCUCUAUCUCGACAAGCUCGUCUGUGGUUAUCACGACGAGGAGAUUUCCACUGUGGUUCUCGCCACCCAGAUGACACUGGGGUUCUUCCUGCCCCUGGUCGCCAUGAUUGUCUGCUACUCGGUCAUAAUCAAGACUCUGCUUCGCGCCCGAGGCUUCAAGAAGCACAAGUCUCUGAAGGUCAUCUUCCUGGUGGUGGCUGCGUUCCUGCUGACCCAGACGCCCUUCAACCUCGUGAAGCUAAUCCGCAGCACGAACUGGGAGCACUACACCAUGACCAGCUUCCACUAUGCCAUCAUCGUGACGGAGGCCAUCGCCUACCUGCGGGCCUGCCUUAACCCCGUGCUCUAUGCCUUCGUUGGCUUGAAGUUUCGGAGGAACUUCUGGAAACUCGUGAAAGACCUCGGCUGCCUCCCUUACCUGGGGGUCUCAGGUCAAUGGAAGUCCUCCGACGAUGCCUCCAAGACCUGUUCGGCCUCUCAUCACGUGGAGGCCACCAGCAUGUUCCAGCUGUAGGCCUCGGCCGGGCCUGGAGAGCCGCUCAGGAGCUAAUAGGAGCAUGGCUGUGCGCUCUGGACGCCACGAGGAAGGCUUUGUUUAGGACUUACGCAUUCUCGCGGAGAAGGCAUGCGGCAGCCGGUGUGGGAGCCUGCUUCUCGGGCAUGAACGCAAUCUGCUCUCUUCUCAAACCCUCAGGCCUAAAGCUCAGGGUUGGGGGAAGGGCUCUAAAACCCGGAAGGGCUUUCCUUCCUCCAUCCCCAAGAAUGCUGGCUCCGAGGGACUGAAGUGCGACCCUUAAGACCUUGGGCCCUCCUCCGUGGGGGCUGGGACCGGAUGCUGAAGGGGGAGCAUGGCCACAAAGCUGCUGACGGCAGGUGACACUCCAGGCUCUCCGGUACAGAAGGUUCCUCUGGCCACUGGGAAGCGGGGAGACGAGAGCAGCCAUGAAAACGAGGGCUCGUCCAUCUGGCUCAGACCUCAAUCGCCAGGGACCUGACAGAAAUGAGAUCAGGUUCUGCCUCACCUUCGGGUUUCGCCUUUAUAGAGAGAGAUGAUUAUGUUCUCUUCGAUUAAUCUCGGAAGGAGGAACACCAGGGGACAUGAACGGGCCCAAACGAAUUACUCAGCUGAGGGUCCCAGCGGUCCACAGGAUGCUAGGAGGACGUGCAAAGCAGAGUUUACGACCAUCAUGGAUCUAAGCAGCAGUUCUGAAUCGGAUUCUUGGGUGGGUUUGCUCAUUUAAAAACUAAGCUGUCCAACGCCUGACAUGCUCGCACGCAGAUAAAUCAUGUAUCAGUGUAUGUAGGAUACAAACACGCAGAUCAAAUGGCAUAUGUCUUUCGUGGCUACGAAAUAAAACCCUUUUAAAGUCUCCAA
Messenger RNA from Leopardus geoffroyi (Geoffroy's cat), 4449 nucleotides. RefSeq names its product C-X-C motif chemokine receptor 6 (gene CXCR6). Gene Ontology annotation, molecular function: C-X-C chemokine receptor activity; coreceptor activity. Gene Ontology annotation, biological process: immune response; inflammatory response; chemotaxis. The coding region runs from base 2497 to 3588 and encodes 363 amino acids. The transcript has a single exon. The record is from RefSeq and is a predicted model, not a curated record. Lineage: Eukaryota; Metazoa; Chordata; Mammalia; Carnivora; Felidae. Gene Ontology annotation, cellular component: membrane.